CCCGCGCGCAGGGCGCGGAGCCGCGGCCGCCGCAGCCGCGCUGGGUCGGGCCGGUGCGGGCCGGGACGGCUCCGUCAUGGUGGGUCGGCUCAGCCUGCGGGAGGUGCCCGACCUCCCGGACAUGAGGAAACGGGGCGACACGGGGCUCGACAGCCCCGACUCCGGGCUGCCCCCCAGUCCCGGGCCCACUCCCCCGCCUUGGCUACUCUCUUCGGGCAGCCCCGACCGCGCCGCCGCCAACGGGCUGCCGGAGUCCGACCCGCCUUCCGCCGCGAAUUCAGUGUUCUCUCCCAGCCCUGUUCUCCCCAGCUGUCCUCCAAGAUUGUGUCCUUUAUCCUUUGGCGAAGGAGUUGAGUUUGACCCUUUACCACCAAAGGAAAUAAGGUACACAUCCUCAGUUAAAUACGACUCAGAGAAGCACUUCAUUGAUGACGUCUACAUGCCAGUGGGCUUGAGCGUGUCAUCCUGCAGUCAGACAAUCAUCUGUGUCCCCAACUGCACGUGGCGCAACUACAAGACCGAGGUCCACCUGCAGCCCCGCAACAAGCCCCGACGUUUCACCAGCACCACCAUUGUCUACCCAAAGCAUGCCAAGACUGUGUACACCACCACGCUGGAUUACAACUGUCGGAAGACCGUGCGGAGGUUCCUCUCCAGCGUAGAGCUGGAAACUUCAGAGUGCCUUGGGAAUGACUGUGUCCUGGAUGGUUGCUGAGUGGCUGUCUCUCUUGCUCUGGUCCAUCCCAGUCCCACCUAACGUACUGUGCUAACUCCACUAGCUAAAGUGGGUACAGACCCUCUUUCUCAGCUCUUAAUUCCUGCUUUAAGCAUCAGAAUGGCCUGAACGCAGUUUUUCUGUGGGAACAUAACUUAGUAAGGAACUUGUUUCUUCGCCUUUAAAGUCGUGAGUUCCCUCCCCUUCCCUGCAGUGCAGUAAUCGGGUGAAAAUGAGGGGAAGUAUUUUCCCUGUGAAAAAAAUUGACAGGUAAGACAGAAUGUGGAAUAGUGCCUGGCAAGUGAAAAUCUGUUUGAUGCUUUGUGGUGAUGUGCAAAAAUAAGGGCAGUUCACUGUCUUGCAGAGAAUCGGGCAGGUCAUUACAGAGAGCCAGAGCUGUCAUUCAUUUCAGUUUAGAGCAUAAGACAGUUUUAUCUAGAACAGCCAUCUCCUGGAAACUGCUGGAAAAAGCUAGUAGAGAAAAAUCUGGGAUUCUGCAUUUAACAGCUACAGAAACGUCAUCCUAUUAAUGUCCAGUUUGAAGGUGUGAGUUGGAAAGAAGAGGAAUUCUGAGUAGAAUUAGGAGAUAAAAUGUUUGUGCAGCUCCAGGUGGCAGAGAAAGGAUCGGGUAAUUCAAGUUCUUUAGAUGAAUGGCACAAUGUAUCUCCUGUACUUAGAAUGACUUCUACUGCACUGUAGUCUAAGAUGCCAGCAUUUGUGUACUACAAGUAGUAGGACUUGCAAUGAAGAAUAUCAGGCCAAAAAUUAUCCCUGUAUUGUUGGAAAGUCAGGCCUUGACAGUGUGGUGGUGGAAAAACACCAGUGCCUCGUUUUUACUGAUGUUCUGUCUGCACUAAGGGAGUUGUGACUAGGAAAGUUUCAGAAAAUGUUUCAUGGAUACAGGGACCUAGAGUGGAGAAGGAGACACAGGGAUUGGGUGUGAGACGCUGUUGUGUUGGAGCUUGUGAAGAGGUAGAUGGUAGCAAGGGACAGGCAAAUUUUAAUUGCAUAGCAAAAUCCACAGUUGUAUCUCUGCUUCUCCAUUGAGCUUCUCAUUGCGAAGGUCUGUGUCUUCUCUGGACUUCAAUAUUCAGGAUGUCACCAGCAUGGGGUGGCAUUUGCCUCUCUGUAGGCUGCUGUAACCCCUCCAGUCCCAAGCGCGUGAUGAGUUUGGGGACCAAAGGGAAUAACUUCAGGUACUAGGAAAGGCCAUCUGGAUGUUACGUGCGUUAGUUUAUCAUGUGCUUUGAGGAAAAUAAGAGAGAGGUUUCUUACUUGACCCAGAUCUUCUUUUCUCUAUUGACAGCAGUGCAGUGUGGAGAGCAGCUGCUCUGGGGAGUGUGGCUUACACUGGUGGCCAGUGUGGUGUGCAGCUCAGAAACUCUUGGUAGACUUGACGUAGCUGGACACGGCUUUUCCAUGUAUUCUAAAACUCCUCUGAGGUGCAGGUCACCUUCUGGUGCAACAACAGCCCUGGACCUGCUUUUAAAGAGGACUUGGCUGGUGUGUAGCCUCAAGGGUGAAUUUUGCCAGCGGCAAGUUGGAAACUUGGGAGCCUGUUCUUGAGCUGUACUUAAUGCGUGUUUGUGCAGGUGUGAUGAAUGGUGUGGAAGUGUUCCUAGUCUGAGCUGGAAUUACUUGGGAGAGUAAAAAUGCAGGAGGAAGGAAAGCUUGAGUUUGUGUGGUUUGGGUUUUUUGUUGUUUUGGUUUAGUUUUUUACUUAUUUAUUAGCUCUGAACAUGAUGUCCUUAAUCUUUGCUACUUGCCUCAGAAAACCAGAUCCUAAACACAGGGUGACAGAGGAUGCUGAAGUCAGGUGGGCACUGCUCCAGAGCUGUUAAGAGCAGCACAGUCUUCUCAAUAAACAUAUUGGUUUCAGACUACAGUAUUUAGGAGAUGUGUCUUGAAGACAUGUUGCAACUUCCCACUAAACAUUGCCCCAAGAUAAACCUGUGGUGUAACAGAAGGCACAACCCAGCCCCAAAUGUGUGGGGUUUCAAAUGGACAGAACUCUUCUUUGGGGAAGCUCUUGCCUGAAGGCUCACCUUGCAGCUUUGGGUACCACCUUGCUCCUGAAACAUCUGGUGCUGGCCACUGUUGGACACAGGACACUGGAAGGACACAGACCCUGGGUUGCUCCGACUGCACUCUUCCAAUGAAUUCAUUUUCAGGAGGUCUGAGGGGAGAUGAUUUUAAUUUGUAAUCGCUAUUGUCCCUAGUUAAGUUAGAAAUUAAAUUACCCUUCCACUAUGGUUUUAGGAUAAAGCACCUGAUUUUUGUAAAGCAAACAAUUAUGUACCUCUUAGAAACAGUUUAAUUGGUAGAGUUACCUUUUAAAUUAUUUAUCUUCCAACAUUUGCAAAGCUCUGAUUAGCUCUGUGCAAGUGUUCUGAUGUCAGUGACGUUCUCCCCCUUCCUAUUUUCAAUUUGUCUUUUACUUUAUUGGUAAUAAAUGAUCUGAAAACUA
This is a messenger RNA of Apus apus (common swift), 3182 nucleotides long. It is a transcript of the gene RFLNB, whose product is annotated as refilin B. Lineage: Eukaryota; Metazoa; Chordata; Aves; Apodiformes; Apodidae. The record is from RefSeq and is a predicted model, not a curated record. Gene Ontology annotation, biological process: actin filament bundle organization; negative regulation of chondrocyte development; skeletal system morphogenesis. Gene Ontology annotation, cellular component: actin filament bundle. Gene Ontology annotation, molecular function: filamin binding. The transcript is spliced from 3 exons. Bases 77 to 715 code for a protein of 212 amino acids.